AUGAAUCAAGCAUAUUAUGAUGAUUCUGAAGAAUUAGGAACUACGAACAGACCAGAAUAUUGUAAUGGAUGUUUCAAUAAUAACUUUCAGCUCAUUAUUCAACAAUUUCAACUAUGCAAAUCUAAUGAUAGAAUCAGACUACUAAUGUUUAUUACCUCUACACCAAAUAACAAAGAAUCUAGGGUUGUGAUUCGGAAAACAUGGGCAGCUAAAUGUUGGGAUCCUAAUUCAGUGUUAAAGUGUGUGUUUGUCUUAGGUCGUUCUAAAAAUAGUUCAGUGAAUAUGAAUCUAAUUACUGAAAAUAAAACCUAUGGUGAUAUAAUACAAAUAGAUUUCAUGGAUUCUUAUAGAAAUUUAACUUAUAAGACUAUGUCCAGUUUUAAAUGGGCAGCCGAAUAUUGUUCUAAUGCACAUUAUGUGAUGAAAACGGAUGAUGAUAUGUAUGUAAAUACUGAACUUAUAACUCAAAUGUUACAAGCUGCUCCAAGAGGGAAAUUUGUAGGAGGUUACUGCUGGGAUACAAGUAAACCAAAUCGUGACCAUUCGUCCAAGUGGUUUGUGUCUUAUAGGAUGUUUCAGAAACCUCAUUUUCCCCCCAUGUGUUCAGGUACAGGGUAUAUUUUAAGUAUGGAUGUGGUCGGUAGAAUAUUGAUGGAGUCACCUAACAUUCCUUUCUUAUACUUAGAAGAUGUAUAUGUGUCAUUGUGUUUACAAAAGUUUGGAAUAAUACCUAAAAAUCUUUUAGGAUUUAGUAAUACGUACACAUGGUUUGAUGCUUGUUCAUAUAAGAAUUUAGUUAUGACUUCGCAUAAAGUUCCUUCUCAAAUGUUGAAAGAUUCUUGGCCUAUGAUACAAGACUGUCCAUGUAAAAAUGUGGCUCCAAUGUAUAUUGUUUUACCCUACCCAGAUAAUGAGUGA
This is a messenger RNA of Lottia gigantea (owl limpet), 918 nucleotides long. RefSeq lists its product as hypothetical. The coding region runs from base 1 to 918 and encodes 305 amino acids. Gene Ontology annotation, molecular function: hexosyltransferase activity. NCBI's taxonomy places the organism in Eukaryota, Metazoa, Mollusca, Gastropoda, Lottiidae. Gene Ontology annotation, cellular component: membrane. The record is from RefSeq and is a predicted model, not a curated record. The transcript has a single exon.